Messenger RNA from Nomascus leucogenys (northern white-cheeked gibbon), 1057 nucleotides. RefSeq names its product NSE1 component of SMC5/6 complex (gene NSMCE1). Gene Ontology annotation, biological process: DNA damage tolerance; double-strand break repair via homologous recombination. Gene Ontology annotation, cellular component: nucleus; Smc5-Smc6 complex. Gene Ontology annotation, molecular function: ubiquitin-protein transferase activity. The record is from RefSeq and is a predicted model, not a curated record. Lineage: Eukaryota; Metazoa; Chordata; Mammalia; Primates; Hylobatidae.
GCAUUCGCCCCGCCCCAAAAGAAGAAGAGUCCGCCUUGCGACCGUAUCCGCUAGCGCGGCCCGGGAUGCGCUUGGGCUCCCUGUUCGUUCCCACAUGCAGGGUAGCACAAGGAGAAUGGGCGUCAUGACUGAUGUCCACCGGCGCUUCCUCCAGUUGCUGAUGACCCAUGGCGUGCUAGAGGAAUGGGAUGUGAAGCGCUUGCAGAGGCACUGCUACAAGGUCCAUGACCGCAAUGCCACUGUAGAUAAGUUGGAGGACUUCAUCAACAACAUUAACAGUGUCUUGGAGUCCUUGUAUAUUGAGAUAAAGAGAGGAGUCACGGAAGAUGAUGGGAGACCCAUUUAUGCCUUGGUGAAUCUUGCUACAACUUCAAUUUCCAAAAUGGCUACAGAUUUUGCAGAGAAUGAACUGGAUUUGUUUAGAAAGGCUCUGGAACUGAUUAUUGACUCAGAAACUGGCUUUGCAUCUUCCACAAACAUUUUGAACCUGGUUGAUCAACUUAAAGGCAAGAAGAUGAGGAAGAAGGAAGCGGAGCAGGUGCUGCAGAAGUUUGUCCAAAACAAGUGGCUGAUUGAGAAGGAAGGGGAGUUCACCCUGCACGGCCGGGCCAUCCUGGAGAUGGAGCAAUACAUCCGGGAGACGUACCCCGACGCGGUGAAGAUCUGCAAUAUCUGUCACAGCCUCCUCAUCCAGGGUCAAAGCUGCGAAACCUGUGGGAUCAGGAUGCACUUACCCUGCGUGGCCAAGUACUUCCAGUCGAAUGCUGAACCGCACUGCCCCCACUGCAACGACUACUGGCCCCAUGAGAUCCCAGAAGUCUUCGACCCUGAGAAGGAGAGGGAGUCUGGUAUCUCGAAAUCGAACAAAAAGUCCCUGCGGUCCAGGCAGCAUUAGCCAUCGUGCCCUGCUGAAGGGCUGGCUGCCUUGAGUGGCCUGAUCAUCGCAGCCCUUCUUGAAGAGAGGCGUCCAUGUUUCAGGUUCCAUGAGAGUCACCUCUUUCGUCUUAAUGUCCACUGUCCACAGCUUUGGAAUAAACCGUCCUGGGAAGUUGCUGCA